AUGUGUUCAAUUGUAUCGUUGGAACUUGAUAAUGACUAUAUUUUACCAGUUGUAAUGAAUCCGAAUGGAUUGUUUUUCCCUCAAUCAAUACAAUUGUCUCAUAUCCAAAUAACAUUAAAUAAAUUCGGUGAUUGUGUCCAUUUACUAACUCAGUUGGGUUCGCAACUCUGUUCAUUUGCUGUUAGCAUUGUAGAUGUUUAUGUACAGAAUGCUGAUAUUAUCUCUCAAAUAUCAUCGAUUUCAUGCCCCAAUUUGAAACAAUUGACAGUAACAAUCUAUCAUAAUAUUGUUAACUAUAGUGAAUGUAUUGUUUCUCUUGUACAACGGCUCUCAAAUGUCGAACAUUUAACAUUAUUAGCUAUUGAUAUAACAACAACUAGACUCACUCAUUUUGUUACUGAAUUUGAUUUAGAGAACGACAUUGUUUCAUACAUGCCUCAUCUAUGUCGAUUUAAUUUCCACAUUCGUUCAAUAUUAGAAAACGCUUCUCCUGUAGAGAUUGGCACAAUUCGUCGAAGUGUUAUGAAAUGUGAACAAGAUGUUAUUUGUACAGUCGACUAUUUCAAUAAUAACUAUGGUCAAUGUCAAUUGUAUUCAAUUCCAUUUAUUGGCAAUCGUCUUGAUUUCAUUUCAAAUCGAUUUCCACUCUUCGAUAUGAAUAACAUGUUCUCAAUGGUUACCCUGUUAUUACUUUUUGAUGAUGUGAAACCGUUCGAAAAUAUUUUUUUUGCACGUAUCGCUCAUGCUCUACCCAAUCUAAAGACACUCGAAGUGUUCAAUAAACUUGAACAACAGGAGAAAGAAACGAUCACAACAAAUAAUCUUGAAUUUGGUCAUUUAUCUGCACUAAUUCUACUCGACAUUCAUAUGGAUUAUGCUGAACAGUUUCUUUGUCGAAGUCGUCUUCCUUGUCUAACCGAGCUGGCUAUUCGUAAGCAAGUACUGUUAACAAUUGUUGCUCACGACUCACAACAAGCAAGAGACAAUUGUUCUAAAGUAGAGAAUUUACUAAGUUCCAACAAAUGGUCUGAUUCAAUUGAUGCUAUUCGAAACUUUUCCCACUUGUUUCCCAUUGAAAACAGGGUAGAAAAAAAUUAA
Messenger RNA from Rotaria sp. Silwood1, 1098 nucleotides. The record is from the annotation of a GenBank genome assembly. Lineage: Eukaryota; Metazoa; Rotifera; Eurotatoria; Philodinida; Philodinidae.